AUGGCUAACACCAUGGUCUCGGUGCGCAGCUCCAAGCUGGGACCCCUCGCCUGGGACACUGUCACUAAACAUCAGCUUUUUUUACAGAAAGUCUCUUCCAAACUGGUGCCCAAUGCCAGGAUGCAGGGGAAAGGCCCUAGGCUGGAUAAGGCCUCUGGACCAGCUCUACCUCCAGGCUCAGGGGCUGGACCUCCAGGACUGGGGAGCACCCAGAUUGACGGCUCUAUGUUAGAUGAAGCUCAACAUAGCAGUGGGGGUGGAUCUCCAACAAAAGUGAGGCAGACCCAAAGUCAGAGCCAGGGUAUUCCCAAACCUCGCAGCACCGCAGAACAAGCAUCUUUGUUGACUGCAGGGAGUCAAGCAAGCUCCUUCUUCAAACCAUCAGCCCAUCAUCAGCCAGCAGUGGGGUCGGCUGGACGGCCUGUUGUACCCACAUUGUCAAAACUACCUGUUAAGGGAUUGCCCACAAGCUUGAGUUCUCUGUCACUGGGAAGCAACGAAAACAAUGGAGCUACAAGCAAAGUUUCUCCAGCAACAGGGACAAGGCCAGAUGAGCAGCCCAGUAGAAGCAUGUGUCCCAUGGGCAGCCAGAGUGUUAAAAAGCCCCCAAGCUCCAGCGCAACAGCAACCCAAGGCACCUUUACUACCAGUGACACAGUCUUCAGUGCUAACACUGCUGCUCCAAAGGCUCCUGUCAUUAGGAGCAGAACACUGUCUCUGCAGUCAAGGACCAUGGCUACAAGGCUGAAGGCACCAGCAGCCACUAACCACAACACAGGCAAGACGACAGCUGCCAGUCAGACAACAGCAAAGGCUGCUCCCUCUGCCAAUCAGGGCUUGACGAAACAGGACUCCCAGUAUCCCUUGCAGAGAAGUGGCCUAGCAAGACUUGCAAAAAGUCAGCUGAACAGUAUAGUCUGCAAAAACAAACCCCGGGAGGUACAAGUGAGGCCCACAAACACCAAUAGCAGCUCGCAGGCAGCAGCGCUCGCCAAAGUAAACAGCCAGAACCAGCUGCAGCCUUCACCUGAACUGGUACCGAACUUGGUGAAUACAAAUAUGCCAGUAACGGCUGUCCCCCCAAUGCUUGUCACUGAAGUCAAAAGGCUUGGAUUCAAAGCGAGAACAGGGUCUCGAUCCAGCCCCAAAACUGGAUGCCGCAUACAGAAUGCAUCCAAACCUGGUGUGGCCCGGGUUGCUGCGGCGGAGGGAACGGUGAUUACAGCUAAACAAAACCAGAGCAAACAGCAGGCAGAGAAGAAGAACCAGGUCAUCAAUCAGCUGAGGAAGCUUCUUGUCCAGGGGAAUAAAAGAGUAGAAGCUCUGGCUACAGUCAUCCAACAUCUCUUCACCGAGUACGAAGAGGCCUUGAAGCAGAAGAAGGAGCUGUCACUGGAGCUGGCAAAGCUCCGAGAUGAGCUGGUCACAACAUCACAGUGCUGUGAACGUCUGGAGAAUGAGAGGGAUGAGUUGCGCCUCUGCUUGGAAGAGGCUUUGAAAAGGCUAGAGGAGCAGCACAAGGAGGAGCUGGCGCAGCUGGAAGUCAGACUGAGAAGUUUUUACCAAACAGAGUGGGACAAUGUCCACCAGACGUACCAGGAGGAAGCUGACAAGUGCCGCAUGUUGAUGAAGCAGCAGGUCGAGGAGCUGAGGAACCAGCAGGAAACAGAAAAGAAGAACCUAGAAGUGAGUCAUAGACAGAGGAUGGAGUCUGUCAAAAAGCAGUAUGAAACCUCAAUACAAGAGUUGAAGAGUAUCCAGCUGACAGAUCUGGACACCCUGGAGAAAACACUGACAGAGACUGAAACUUCUCUCUUUGAGAAAAUAUCUGAGCUGUCGGCUGAGAAGGAGGCUCUGAAUGAGAAGCUGAAGGCAGAGGAGGAGAGAAGGAGGCGAAUACUCACAGACAAGAAUCUGAAGGACUCCCACACAGUGUACCUAGAGCAGGAGCUUGAAAGUCUGAAGGUGGUACUGGAGAUCAAGAACAACCAGCUUCACCAGAAGGAGAAGAAGCUCAUUGAGAUGGACAAACUGCUGGAGACUAAUGUGAAACUGGAGGAGUGCCUGAAGAAGGUUCAGCAAGAGAACGAGGACUACAAGGCCAGAAAUGACAAACAUGCUGCUCUCUCCAAGCAGCUGUCCAAUGAACAGGCCGUACUCCAGCAGACGUUGCAGAAAGAGUCCAAGGUCAACAAGCGUCUGUCCAUGGAGAAAGAGGAGCUGCUGUGGAAGUUGCACAAUGGUGACCUGCUGGCAUGUCCCCGCCACGUCUCACCAACCUCUUCUUCCAACUCAACGAGGAACUCUGCCUUCUUCCCCACGACUACACAAUUAUCGCCUAGAUAGCCCCAAAGUAAACAGUGCCCCCCCUUCUCUUGUUUGGCCCCCUAUCACCUUUUUAAGCCUUGGAAGGAUGGAAGAGAACUCAGCAGAGUUGUUGGAUGUUAGUCACCUAAUUAAGUUGGACAUUUUAAAUUAAUUACAUUCAAAGAUGCUUAUUUUGUAAGCAAGAAGACUGCAGUGAAACUGAUGCACUUGAAUCUGAGCAGGGGACUGGCCUUGCUCUCUAUCAGUCUCGACCGAACGCCUAGUUCAUAAACAAAUCUUUCUGAAAAAAAGAUAUCAGGCAAACCUCAGGGUCUUUAAAUAGCGCCUCACUCUCGUUACUACUAUCCGUACCAUUUUGUGGUCUUUCCAGUGUUGUACAGCUCAUCUUGUUCUUUUAUACUCCUUCUGUUUGAGAGAUGCUUGGGAAAAAAAAUCUUUGGAUUUGUUAUGUAUGUAAUCAGAAAUUAAAGGUACUUCUUGGUGGAUUUGGAAGGACACUUUUGUCAUUUUCCCCUACAUUCAAAGAGGAUGUUUUUUUCCCUCUGCCAAAGAGCGUAGCUCAAUCACUGUUCUGAGGAAGUGGAUCACCUUGUCCUGUUACUUGUCCUUCUGCUGGCAAACCAGAGGAAGGGACCUUAUUGAACCUUUGAAUUAAUGUCUCUCCAUGUAAGCUUUUCACAACCUCUAACUUAAGCUACUAUGUGGCAUGUAUUCACCAUUUGAUGUUAAGUCUGAGCAGGCCAGUUCAGACACACAUAAAGUCUCAGAGCCAAAUAUGCAGUUUGUUUAAUAAGAAGAAAAAAAUCAUCACUUUGUUUUGUUCUUUGUUUGUUACCUAAAUGCCUCAGCGGAAUAUGUUAUAUUGUACACAGAAUAAAUACAAUAUGAGUUAAAA
Molecule: messenger RNA, 3223 nt
Organism: Limanda limanda (common dab)
Lineage: Eukaryota; Metazoa; Chordata; Actinopteri; Pleuronectiformes; Pleuronectidae
Gene: mtus1b
Product: microtubule associated tumor suppressor 1b
Exons: 15
Coding region: 1-2346 (781 amino acids)
Cellular component (GO): nucleus; cytoplasm
Molecular function (GO): microtubule binding
Source: RefSeq, a predicted model, not a curated record